Molecule: messenger RNA, 1890 nt
Organism: Malurus melanocephalus (red-backed fairy wren)
Lineage: Eukaryota; Metazoa; Chordata; Aves; Passeriformes; Maluridae
Gene: OSTF1
Product: osteoclast stimulating factor 1
Exons: 9
Biological process (GO): signal transduction
Molecular function (GO): protein binding
Source: RefSeq, a predicted model, not a curated record
UUUUGUUUUGUGUUUUGUUUUUUUUUAGGGCAGGUKAAAGUAUUCAGGGCCCUGUAUACAUUUGAGCCCAGAACGCCAGAUGAAUUGUAUUUUGAAGAAGGAGAUAUCAUUUAUAUCUCGGACAUGAGUGAUACAAAUUGGUGGAAAGGAACUUGCAAAGGGAGAACUGGACUAAUUCCAAGCAACUAUGUGGCAGAGCAAGCAGAGUCUAUUGAUAAUCCACUGCAUGAAGCUGCCAAACGAGGUAACCUAAGCUGGCUGAGAGAGUGUUUGGAUAAUCGAGUUGGUGUCAAUGGCUUAGACAAAGCUGGAAACACAGCUCUGUAUUGGGCAUGCCAUGGAGGCCAUAAAGAUGUAGUAGAUGUUCUGCUUACCCAGGCAAAUCUGGAGUUAAACCAACAGAACAAAYUGGGAGACACAGCUUUGCAUGCUGCUGCAUGGAAAGGUUAUGCAGAUAUUGUAGAGAUGCUGCUGGAAAAGGGGGCAAGAACAGAUCUGAAAAACAAUGAGAAGAAACUGGCUUUAGAUAUGGCAACGAAUGCAGCUUGUGCUUCCUUGCUUAAGAAGAAACAGAGUGCAGGUACUGUCCGAACAUUGAGUAAUGCAGAGGAAUACCUUGAUGAUGAAGACUCCGAUUAGCUUUUUUAAUUCAGUGUGGAAAAACUAUAACUUGCAUUGCCUAUGUCRUUUUCAAAACGUAUCUUCGCAACUGUAAAAAUAUCUCACUUAGAAUAUUGCAGCAUAURAAUAAGAGGGUGAGAUCAUGCUUUGCAAAGAAUAUUCUCCACAUAGUCAGAAGAUGUCAUGUUUUAAAUCAGAGUUCCUUUUUGGAAUAAUUACAGAGGAAGUGUGGCACACCCUUAUCACUGAAUGGGCAGAGGACCAUCUUUUAAACUCACAAAUUUCAUCUCUGGCCUUCCCAGCAAGUGCCUUGCAUCUCUGGAAUACUGAAAGGUCCUUCUGGGGCAUCAGGAUACCACUGGAACAUUUCCCCAAUUCCCAUACCCCCAUUUUCUCCCUGGGUAUAUGUUCCUUCAUGCAGCCAAUACUAYAGAGUCAGUACUGGUUGGCAGGAGAUGCUACUGUAGAGAGUGACCAUUAUUUGCCCGCAUGGAACCCGCAUGACAGGGUUUGAUUGUUAAUUUUGGUAAAAUUCUUACCCUUCCUUCCUCUGUCCCUCUGAGGAAGAUGCAAAAUGACCUGGGACAAUCUGCCUCAGAAAUGCUUUGUGUUUGGUAUUGCUAUGGGCCCAAUCCCUGAAAUCUUAACAGAGGUGAAAUGCUUGUGUAAGGUUUGCUUUAGAAAUUCACUUGAUGCCUUGAUUAUUUUUCUUCUUGAAGUGUAUUAUGCUGAAAUUAUUUGUAGUGAAAGGAAGAUGGAAUAUUUUUCUAUUUAUCCUGCCUAAAAUUUUUUAAUACUGAUCUCUUGCUUUUACUGUUUGAAAGUGCUCUUAAUGUUUUAUCCUACAUUACCUCAAAGUUUCAGUGUGUUUGAAGUAAUGAGGGAAGAUGUGUAUGAAAUAUACAUGAGAGUCUUUAGAAGAGAUACCUGAGGCUGAAUAAACAUUUUUAAAAUAUGUUGCUUCUUCCUAUGAAUUAAGAAAAAUAGAGAAUUCAGCCACUUUCAAGCUUCCCUGCAGAGUUAAUAAAUAGUACUUUCUUCAUAUUGCUCAAAUAGCUGCAGUCAAAUAUUKCACAUUACUGAGAGAUACUUUCCUAUUGUGAUGGUAAGUAAAUGUUGCAAGUAUUUGCAAUACAAUCUAAUUUUCAAUUUUUGUUGCUAACUUCUCUAUUAAGGGCUUGUGAGAAAUUCAUUCUAACACAGCAGUUUGUGAUACUAAAACUGGAAAAAAAAAAAGGAAAAAAAGCUCUUGUGAAAGGCUGGGGAUAA